Rubroshorea leprosula is the source of this 1295-nucleotide messenger RNA. The record is from the annotation of a GenBank genome assembly. NCBI's taxonomy places the organism in Eukaryota, Viridiplantae, Streptophyta, Magnoliopsida, Malvales, Dipterocarpaceae.
GGACUCCACCAUUGCCCUUCACCUACAUCGCUAGAACUAGAUUUAAGAAGUCUUCAUCUUUUCCAAUGAAAUCUCAUCAGAGACUUGGAGUUCCAAAUUCAUCUUUGAUAGCUGAUUUGUUUGGAGAUGACGGAGAAAAUCAUGGGAGACACAGAAAAAUCGCGAGAGGAACAGGAGGGAUAAAGGAUUGGAUACAGGGUAUCCCAUCUUCUAGUUCUACCAAACAUGGGAUACAGCAGGAUGGGACAAAUUUUUUGUCCCAUCCCAUGGUUUUUCCGGGCUCCCAAACGUGCUCAAUGUGUUUUAGUGACAAGCUUGAUGAAAACCAGAUCAAACAGAUAGAGGAUGCUCAGUGUCGCAUUCUAUUGGGCCAGGUGAAAUUCAGUGUGUUUAACUUCUGGCCAAGAAUGACAAGGAUUUUGUUUUAUAAACGUUGGGAGGAGUUAUUGCAAAUUCACCGGAAUCAAGAAGAAAUAUUCAUCCCUUCGAUAAGGGCACGGAAGAGCAAGGCGAAAGAGGAUAAAAAGAGAAAAGAGGAUGAAUAUGAUGAGAAUGUUUUAUCAUAUGUUGAUACGUUGUUGGAUCUACAACUCCCAGACGAGAAGAGGAAGCUUGAUGAGCGUCAAAUGAUGAGUUUGUGUGCAGAAUGUCUUGAUGGUGGCACUGAUACCACAGCCACAACAUUGCAGUGGAUCAUGGCGAAUUUGGUUAAGUACGGGGAUGUCCAAGAGAAUCUCUUCAUGGAGUUCAAAAGGGUUGUGGGAGAUAGAAAGGAAGUGGUGGUAGGAGAAGAUGAACUGCAUAAGAUGCCUUAUCUAAAAGAGGUGAUUUUAGAAGGCCUAAGACGCCACCCUCCUGGACACUUUGUGCUACCACACGGAGUGAUAGAAGAUGUGGUUCUAAAUGGCUUUUUGGUGCCCCGAAAUGGGACAGAAUUGUUGGAUAUUACUGGCAACAAGGAGAUCAAGAUGAUGCCAUUUGGAGCAGGGAGAAGGUUCUGUCCUGGCUAUUCUCUGGCCACGCUUCAUUUGGAAUACUUUGUUGCCAAUUUGGUCUGGUGUUUUGAAUGGAAGGCUGUUCAAGGGGAUGAUAUCGAUUUGUCAGAGAAGGAAGAGUUCACAGUCGUAAUGAAGUUUCCAUUGUGGGCUCGUAUAUAUCCAAGGACUAAGUAAAGCUAUUACAGUUGUUACAAAGUUUCCAUUGCAUACUGCAACUAUGUAUAAUAAGGUUGUUAUUUGAAAUGAUUUUCUUUUCUUGGAUUCCAGAGAAACCAUGCAUAAAUUAAUUUACAUAUU